AUGGCUGAUGGUGGUCUCGGUGGUGCACUGGCCUGGGGCCUGCAGCGUGCCCGCUAUUGCUGCGUCGUCCUCGGGACUAUUUUCAGGGAUCCCGGACGACGGGCUCCAGCUCGGCAUCGUCGUCAGCAGCAUCGGCAGCAUCAUCGGUAUCCGAGCUCGACCGAUCUGCCCGUCUCGUCGAUCGAGCAUCUGCUGCUACCAGACCGCUCCGGCUCCAGCCGGCACGACGACCAAGAAGAGCACGGAGACGUCCACCCUUGCUCGUGCGAAGCCACACGCGGAAGCAGCAGCAGUGAUGUCGGGCCUCUACCCGACCGCUCCCCCCCUCGACCGCCGUCCACCCUCCCCCCGCCCGCCUCGUACCCGGGGUCCUCUCUGCCGAGCAGCCGUCGCCGUCGCCGCGGCCGCCGACUCUGGCGGCAGAGAUGUCCGUCACGGUGCCGCGUGUUCGCGGUGAUGCUGACGCUGUCGGCGGCGGCGCUGGCCUUGCUCGCCUGGCGAUCGGAGACGAUGCUGCGGCUGCCGUGGACGCCGGACGAGGAGACGCGGCUGUUCAGCUCACUGCCGCUGCCCCCGGCGUCGGGGAGGCUGGAGGCGGCCAACUUCACGCUGCCGCUGCGGACGCAGGGGCGCGACAUCGUCGACGCGACGGGCCGGCGGUUCAGGCUGGCGUCGGUGAACUGGUACGGCGCCAGCGACGAGAGGUUCGUGGUGGGCGGCCUGGACGUGCAGCACCGCGACGUGAUCGCGCAGACGAUACGGCGGCUGGGCUUCAACAGCGUGCGCCUGCCCUACGCCGACGAGCUGGUGACGGCCAACCCGGUCGUGGACCCGGACGCGGUGUCGGCCAACCCGGACCUGGCCGGCAGGCGGGCGCUCGACGUGUUCGGGGCGGUGACGACGUCGCUCACCGAGGCCGGGCUGGUCGUCAUCCCCAACAACCACAUCACCAGCGCGACGUGGUGCUGCGGGGCCGACCCGUGCGACGCCGGCUGGUCGAACGACCACCUCGGCCCGGCGUGCCGCGUCCGCCAGACCGAGGAGGGCUGGAUCCGGAACUGGGAGGCCGUCAUGCGGCCCCACGUCGACGACCCGCUCGUGGCCGGCGCCGACCUGCGCAACGAGGUCCGCGGCCUCUGGGGCACCAUGCCCUGGCCGUCCUGGGCCGCCGCCGCCGAGCGGUGCGGCAACCGCCUGCUGGCCAUGAACCCGCGCUGGCUCGUCGUCGUCGAGGGUACCGAGUCGGCCAACGACGUGUCCGGCGCCCGCCGCCGGCCCGUCCUCCUCGACGUCCCCGACCGGCUCGUCUACUCGGCCCACGUCUACGCCUGGUCCGGCUGGGGGAGCGUGGGCGGCAGGUUCGCCCAGCGCACCUACCGGUCCUUCGCCGACUCCAUGCGCCGCAGCUGGGGCUACCUGCUCGAGCAGGACGUCGCGCCCGUCUGGGUCGGCGAGCUGGGCGCCUCGCACUCCCCCACCCGAGGCGCUCGGACCUACUGGUCCAACCUGUUCCGCUACCUCAACGACGUCGACGCCGACUUUGGCUACUGGGCUCUCAACCCGAGGAAGCCCAGGAGGAACGAGCACGAGUCGUACGCUCUCGUCGCGGACGAUUAUCUCACCCCCAUUGUAGAUUAUCGCAUGAAGGAUAUGGUGGAGCUGAUGAAUCGAUAA
This is a messenger RNA of Geosmithia morbida, 1674 nucleotides long. RefSeq names its product endoglucanase. NCBI's taxonomy places the organism in Eukaryota, Fungi, Ascomycota, Sordariomycetes, Hypocreales, Bionectriaceae. The coding region runs from base 1 to 1674 and encodes 557 amino acids. The transcript has a single exon. The record is from RefSeq and is a predicted model, not a curated record. Gene Ontology annotation, molecular function: hydrolase activity, hydrolyzing O-glycosyl compounds.